UAUUAGAUUUCAGCAUUGACAAGGAGAUUAUGGCUACUCCAUACACCCAGGUUCUUCCCCUUCCACGUCACCAACACUUUCCAAAACCGAACCCGAUUUCCAAAACUGUCAUCAACGACCGGUAUUUCGAAAAUCACCCGCUAGUUUUACUCAUCGAUAAAUGCCAGAGCGUCAAGCAGCUCAAACAAAUUCAUGCUUACAUGCUCCGUAUUGGCCUUUUUUCCGACCCAUUUUCAGCUAGCAAACUCAUAGAAGCUUCUUCUCUAUCGCAUUUCUCAAGUCUUGAUUAUGCCCACAAAGUGUUUGAUGAAAUUCCUCAACCAAAUCUUUUCUCUUGGAAUGCGCUUAUUCGUGCCUAUUCUUCUAGCCAGGACCCAAUUCAAAGUAUCUUGAUGUUUGUUAAUAUGCUUUGUGAGGGUCGUGAGUUUCCCAGUAAAUUUACUUACCCAUUUGUGUUCAAAACAUCUGCCAAGAUGAAAGCUUUACGAUUCGGGAGAGGACUUCAUGGGAUGGUAGUUAAAGGGAGGGAAGUUGGUCUUGAUGUCUUUGUUCUUAAUUCUUUGAUUCAUUUUUAUGCUGAUUGUGGAUGUUUGGACGAGGCAUACUUGGUUUUUGAGAAUAUGCAGACAAGGGAUGUUGUUUCUUGGAAUACAAUGAUAUUGGGUUUUGCUGAAGGGGGUUAUGCAGAUGAGGCGUUGAAGAUGUUUCAUAGGAUGGGGGAGGAGAAUGUGAGGCCUAACGAUGUGACAAUGAUGGCAGUUUUGUCUGCUUGUGGUAAGAAGUUGGAUUUGGAGUUUGGUAGAUGGGUGCACGCGUUUAUCAAGAGGAAUGGGAUUAGGGAGAGCUUAAUUUUAGAUAAUGCGAUUCUUGAUAUGUAUAUGAAAUGUGGGAGCAUUGAGGAUGCUGAGAGAUUGUUUCACAAGAUGGGGGAGAAGGAUAUUGUUUCUUGGACAACUAUGCUUGUUGGGUAUGCAAGGGCAGGAAAUUUUAAUGCAGCAAGAAGUAUUCUGAAUACUAUGCCUAGCCAAGAUAUUGCUGCAUGGAAUGCUCUUAUCUCAGCUUAUGAGCAAAGUGGUAAGCCGAAGGAGGCUUUGUCUGUUUUCAAUGAGUUGCAGCUCAUCAAGAAGGCAGAACCUGAUGAGGUGACACUUGUAUGUGCGCUAUCUGCGUGUGCUCAGUUGGGUGCAAUUGAUUUAGGUGGGUGGAUCCAUGUGUAUAUAAAGAAGCAAGGAAUAAAGUUGAAUUGUCACCUCACUACUGCAUUGAUCGACAUGUAUUCCAAGUGUGGGGAUGUGGAAAAAGCACUUGAGAUGUUCGAUUCUGUCAACAUUAGAGAUGUGUUUGUAUGGAGUGCUAUGGUUGCUGGCUUAGCAAUGCAUGGGCGUGGCAAGGAAGCAAUAAGUUUGUUCUUGAAAAUGCAAAAACACAAGGUCAAGCCUAAUUCCGUUACACUCAUAAACGUAUUAUGUGCUUGCAGCCACUCAGGGUUGGUGGAGGAGGGGCGGGCAAUCUUUAACCAAAUGGAGAACAUUUAUGGGAUUGUGCCAGGGGUAAAACAUUACGCUUGCUUAGUUGAUAUACUUGGCCGUGCAGGUGAACUGGAAGAAGCUGAAGAACUGAUAAAUAAUAUGCCAGUAACCCCUGGUCCAUCAGUUUGGGGUGCUCUGCUUGGGGCAUGUAAAUUACACGGCAAUCUUGAACUAGCUGAACAAGCUUGUAACCGUUUAGUUGAGUUGGAACCUGAAAAUCAUGGUGCGUAUGUGCUUUUAUCCAAUAUUUAUGCGAAAUCAGGGAAAUGGGACGAGGUUUCCCUGUUAAGGAAGCGUAUGAGAGAAUGUGGAUUGAAGAAAGAACCAGGUUGUAGCUCAAUUGAAGUCCACAGUAUUGUUCAUGAGUUUCUAGUGGGAGAUAAUUCUCACCCUCAGUCGCAGAAAAUCUAUGCAAAAUUGGAUGAGAUUGCAGCUAGACUGAAGCAUGUAGGCUAUGUUUCCAACAAGUCCCAGAUACUGCAACUUGUUGAAGAAGAAGAUAUGCAGGAGCAGGCGCUAAAUCUUCACAGUGAAAAGCUAGCCAUGGCAUUUGGACUUAUCAGUGUGGCUCCAUCUCAACCAAUUCGUAUUGUGAAGAAUUUACGUGUUUGUGCAGACUGCCACGCUGUUGCUAAGCUUCUAUCUAAGUUGUAUAAUCGAGAAAUAAUAUUGAGGGAUCGUUACCGCUUCCAUCAUUUUAAAGAGGGGAAUUGCUCAUGUAAGGACUACUGGUGAGUGUUAAAAUUCAUUUCAUAGUGCUAUAGAGAGAGGAUGUUACUUUUUAUAUUUUGCCUCCCUAUGGAACUAAUAAAUCAGGUAGGAUGUGCUGAUGAUUGCAGACAUGUUGUUAAUUAGCAUGUAGAUGAAACAUGAUGUAGACUAGAGACACCAAGAUAGGAACUGUAAUAGUAAGCCAUCAAACUUAUUUAUU
Messenger RNA from Solanum stenotomum, 2460 nucleotides. Its product is annotated as pentatricopeptide repeat-containing protein At2g29760, chloroplastic. The transcript has a single exon. The record is from RefSeq and is a predicted model, not a curated record. Gene Ontology annotation, biological process: RNA modification. Gene Ontology annotation, molecular function: RNA binding; zinc ion binding; protein binding. The coding region runs from base 30 to 2264 and encodes 744 amino acids. Lineage: Eukaryota; Viridiplantae; Streptophyta; Magnoliopsida; Solanales; Solanaceae.